AUGACUGUUUCAGUCAGUUUAACAUCUUGUGCUCCUCAAGCUAAAGAGUUGGAGCUGAUGCAGGAUGGAAAAACUCCAUCUGGUGAUGACUUCACUAAGGAAGUGCCUGAUCUAAAAAAUGACCAAGUUAGGUGUGUCUUGCAGCAAACAGAGGAUCAAAAUUCAUGUCUAGAAAUGGAGGGAAGGAAAGAUAACGGGUCCAGUGAGGAGAUCAAGUCUUCUGGUGUGCCUGCUAUGCCUGCUGUGCCUGCUGUGCCUGCUGUACCUGCUGUGCCUGCUGUGCCUGCUGUGCCUGCUGUUCCUGCUGUUCCUGCUUCUUCCUUUAAAAGAAAAUAGAAAAGCAGCUCACCGGGAGGAAACUCCUGAAAAUAACCAGGAAUGUGUUACUACUAAUAACACAGUGAAGCAAGGAAGAGCUGUCAGUCGUGGACGAAGGAAGAGUGAGAAUAAAGAGUACAAUCCAAAGUCUCAAAAUGGUGGGAGGAAUCGGAGAAGGAAGAUCUCCAAAAACAGGGAUUACGAGAACAGCUCAAGCAAUGGUGGUAAUUCAGGAGCAGAUGGCAAUGGGGAAGAUAACGGAAGUGAUGAUGAUGAUGAGGAUGAUGAUGCAGAUGAUGAUGAUGAGGAUGAUGAUGAAGAUGAUGAGGAUGAAGGAGACGAUGAUGAGGAUGAAGAGGAGGAAGAAGAAAGUAAAAAUGAGGAUGAUGAUGAUGACAUUUCAUUAAAUGGAAAUGAUAAGAAUGUAAAACAAAUGAAAAUCAAACAGGAACCACCAGAUGAUCAAGAGGUAUUGUACAAAGCAUUUGUUAUUCUAGUACAAAUAAGAGAAAUUAUCAAAGUAAGUGAGCUGCAAUCAAAGAUAUAAUUCCUGAAACUGAGUGGCCUGAAAAAAUAUAUACUUUACAGGAUUUGAAUUUAGACGUUAUUUGUACAUUGCAACACUAAGUUAGGUGCAAGUUAAAAUAAUUGUUUCUUUUCUUGUUUUGUUUUGUUUUUUUGGUUUAUAUUUCUUCUUCUUUAUCAUGCUUUUAAGGUAUGUGUGUACAUUUAAUCAUCACACUGUACCACUAAUUUCCUAUGUUGGUAAAUCGGUUGAACAAAAACAAUGCACUUAUCCUGCAAAGGCUCUUGUUUUUGAGCCAACUUUUCCUCCACUUAUUGGAUAUUGUGUUGAUUUAUGCUCUCUGUUCAUCGUUUUAGUAGACAUUCAACUUGAAAUAUGCAUGUCAUUCUUACUGGUGUUUUUCUCCCCUCAUCUCUUAAACCCCCAGAAAUGAUUAACAUGUAACUUCUCCCUAUAAUAUCCAUACAACAACCAGGAAGGAGGUGAUGAGAAUACUCAAACUUAUUGGGUAGAAGUUGUUACCUUGAUCUGACACCAAAUUCUUGUAACUAAUUUUCAAGGAAAUGUGUAGCAGUUAGAGGGAGAAUAAACAAUAAGAUCUUGCAAGUUUAAAGGUUGAGAAACUGGGAAGGUUGAUCCUCGUGCAUGGACUUACUGAUCAAUGAUAAUUGAUAUUCUAUUUUAUGUUCACUGAUUUUGAAGGCUCUUCCCAGUGGAUUUCAAGGAUUCAUGGCGGGUUUAGAUGGCAACAUUCCAAUGGCAGAUCUGUUAGAAAAGCUUCCCAAUUCCUUGUGUCAAGGUGAUGAAAACAACACUACUCCUGCACCACCUGGUGCCCCUGUGACCCUUCAUGGAAUAGUCUGCCAUGAAAUUGGCGGUGAGUGUUGUUCAAUAUUGUUACUCUGAGUGGAAUUCCUUUGUGAAGUGGACUACAAACACCACAUUGUGUUUCUUAAGAAAAUAAGGCAUAGAGCUGGUCAAUAAUUCAAACUCAACCUUGUACUGCAUAUGGGGAAUAUCAGUUUUGUGACGAAGAACAUUGAAUUAUGUCUGCAGGGCUAUUGCCAAAAUGAAUCAUUUUUGUCUGAAUUUCAGGAGUACUGGUUGUAAACAUCAAGUGGAGAGACAAGUUUUAUUGUGGUUCCCUGAUGGACUGUUCUCGUCAUGCAUGGGCUAGCCCAAGGUUUGCAUUUUUAAACAAUCCACAUGAUUACUACCUCAAAGUACAGGGCGUGAAAUUAAUUUUUUUUUUCUGAUAGCCACUUGGCUCCUAAAUUCUGCAAAGUGGUAGCCAAUGCAAAUCUUUUUAAUUCACUAUAUCUCUCGGUAAGGUUAUGACAAACCAUUCUAGUCGCCAAUUUGGCGACUAAUUUUUAGGAUUUAGUCACCAAAGUGAAAAAUUUAGUCGCAUUGGCACCUGUAUUAGGUGUAAUUUCACACCCUGAAGUAGCCAAGUGGUGUGGUCAAGUGGCUACAAUAUCAAAAAUUCAUGUUCAUUGUAAAUUUUAAAAUCAAGUAAAGAUGAACUUGCUGUUUUGUGAUUUAAUAAAGACAAGUUAAUGUACAAUAAAACUUUGGAAACUAGAUAAACAGAAUAAGUGCAAUUGUGGUUUUGAACUUCAUGACAGUAUUUCCCUUUCUUUAACAUUUUUACAAUUGUAAUUUACAAUAUGAUAUUGUCCUUUAGAAAUGAAACAGAAAUAUUGUAUGGGUCCCAAGAACUUACUCUUGUUCAUGGUCUAUAAAUAAACUUUUUAAAAAUGUUAUAUGAACAUCAAUUACCUGUAGACAUGGACUUGACAUGUCACUUAUGCACAUUUGUUUUGUUAUCUGUACAUCCACAGAUUUCCUGCUGUAGAAGGGGGUGAAAAUGAAAUGAAAAUGGGUGGGAAAGGUGGAAAGGGUAAAAGGAGACAGAAAGGCAGUUCUCUAUCAUCAUCAGCAGGAAGUGUGAAUAAAGAAGGUAAAUUAUAUCAGUUUUGAAUUUGAUACCAUGGUAGGCAUAAAGAAUUGGUUGUCUCUUCAAAAGUGGAAUAAAGAAAGUGGAGUAGCUUUCAAUUGGUGACCUGUUUUGUCAAAGCAUUGUAUCCACAUUUUUUUUUUUUUUUUUUUAUUUCUUUCCUUCCCCAAAGUGCUGUGCUUUAUCAUUCAUUUGUUUAUUUGUUCAUAUAUUUCAUCCUUCAUGUCUCAAAUGUAAACUGUUCAUUUGCAGUCACCCCACUGAAGCACAAACUUCGUGGUCGAAAGAGAGGUGUUUCAGGCUGUCCCCCACCAAAGUCCCAAGGGUUUAAGGGUCUUGGAAAAAGACGGUCAAAAAAUAUAGAUGAUGAUGAUGAUGGCACAUCACGGCCUGGAAAACGAAGCUGCACAAUGAAAACGACAGUGUCUCCUCAGCCAUCUCCAACAUUGAUUGAAUGUCCUGAGCCAGGGUGUGACAAAAAGUACAAGCACAUUAAUGGUUUACGCUAUCAUCAGGCGCAUGCUCACCUAGAGGAGGUGAGUACAUUUACAGAUAAAUUAAUAUUAUGUCUACACAAACCAGAUAAUUUUUCAACUAUGGUAGUUUAUGUUUGGUAGUGCCAACAUGAACACAUGUUCCAGAUUUACAAGUUGAUAGGAUUUCAUACAGUGUUAGGACUUUGAGUGAUAUAAUGUUAUAUGUUACAUGUAUGUAUCUGUCUUUUUCUUGACCUCUACUCAUACAUGAUAUUUUCAAUUAUGGUAUGCCUAUUUUUUUUACAUUAGUCCAACCAAUCAGAUGAUAGAUCUGCUAGCACCAGUCCCUCUCCUGUGGAAGAGUUCAAAGAGCCUGAUACAAAAACAAGCUUUAAGGGAAGAACAUCUCGUGUCAGUGCCAGGGCACGGAGCGUGUCACCAUCCCUAGCAGCUGCUAUUGCUUCCAUGAACGAGAAGAAGAAUGAGUCCUCCAGAGGAUCAGCUAGCAAGAAAAAGGAAAUUAUAGAAACAUCUACUGAUGCUACUGCCAUAAAGGAGAGUAAGAUGUCAAAAUCACCUGUUCCUUCCACUGAAGAAGAUGCUGUUGAGAAAGAUUCUACUGUAUCAUUUGUGGAGAGUUCUGAUAAAUGUCAACAGGCUUGCGAACAUGACAUCAGAUUAGAGAAUGAUAUCCAAGAGAAAGUUGACCAUGUCAAACAAGAAAAUAGCUUCAAGCCUGUUCUAGAAGAGCAGAAAGGUAUCAUUAAGAAUUUGAAGAAAGAGGAGACAAUGAUGUCUAAGGAUGCUUCCAACUCUUCUGUUGGCUUGAUCGCAACACCUAUGUGUGCAGCAACCACAGAUGAAAUGCAAGGGUGUGGAAAGGAUACCAUGAAAUCCAAUACUCCACAGGCUAGCCAAGAAGUAUGGGAGACUGUGAUAGACAGUGGGUUUAGUGUGGCAAAUAGUGGCAGUAAAUCCCUGAACCAGGAAGAGAGGAUCAGCAUAAGUCAAGUGGAAGACAUGGAGAAAGUUCUUGUGGAAGGCAGUUUUGAUGGCAAACAGUCAAGCAACCAGCUUAGCAUUCCUGGUGUGCAGCCAGUGGAUCUGCGGCAGGCUGUUGACAAAGGAGUUGGGCUAAUUAAUCAGUUAGGCAUUGAAGUUGAGGACAUCAGUGAGACUGAAGAAGACAUUGAUCCUGGCCAAGGUAUGUGGCUUGAACAUUGUAAAUGUAGGAAAACAGUGACCUCCACUUAAAAGCUCACACAAAUGCAUUGCAUAAUAACUUAGUGUUUGUCUAUGGAAUUCUGUUUCAAGGAGCUUAAGGUUUCUUCUCUUUUUUGCAGUCUUCAGAGUACUAGCUAAUUUUUGUCUUAUUUUGAAGUUAGCAGCAGGUUUCUUCCUGCCACAAUAUAUUAAGACUGCCUCUCAUUUAAGUAAAAGGAGAAAAGUUCCUGCACCUUUUAAACAAGCCCAAGGGCCCUAGUCUAGAGAAUUAAGUAUACUUUUAGCAAAGUUCAGGAAAAAUUAGUGGGUGGAUAAAAAUUGAAGAGGCUUUGUGUCUAUUUUCUUUAGAUUCUGAAUACACAAGCAAAGAUGUACCAAAUCUGUCCUGCUCUGCCUCAAAUUCAGACCAAACAAAUCCUGGACUGUCUUUUUCUACAAAAGAUAACUUGUCAAACCAGGCCCAAAAGACAGAGGUAACCUCCAACAAGAGUUUUGUAGCUUCUGAUGUGCCUAGAACAAAGCCUGAAACAAACUUGUACUUUAGCGUCAAGGCGGAGGACACUUCUGCUGAAGAGAAAAGGAACAAAAAUUAUAGUGGAAAGUUGUUAUCUCAAUUUGAAAGUAGAAAAAGUGAGUUAUGGCCCUCACAAACUGGUGUUUCUGAGAAGUUAUCUGCACAGACUUACGUGCCUUUUCAUCAAAAUGCUGAAACAACUCAAACAGUGCUAGAUGACAAAGGCGUGAAAACUUCUGCUGGAAAUAUCUCCAUGGAAGCACUUGUUUCUAAGAGCAUUUCCCGAAGUGCUGUUGAACCACCUCUCAUGAACAGCGAUGCUCCAUCUGCACGAUUUAAAUUUUUUGAGUGCAGAAACUAUGGUGAUGAAAAUUAUGAUAAGUGCAUUAAGACAUCUGAUAUAGAUCAGAAGGCAAAAAUUGACUCCAAAGGUACUCUGGCUCCAAUUAGAUAUCCAGAACUUGUUCGGAAUGGAGCUAUGGUGGAAGUUGCUCAAAAACAGAAUGAUCCUGCAUCAGGUGAGGGUUUUAGGACAGUCUUGAAUGCAAAAUCAUCAGCCGAGGAAGAGAGCAAAAGUGAGGGAAAAGUAACCAAAAACUUGUCCGUUUCUACUGGUUAUACCAGAACUCAUAGUCCAAGUCCAGAAGCAUUCAGUCGGAAUGUGAAUCUUCCUGACAAGGCUAGGGUUUCUACAAAAAGCCCCAGGCCUAUCCCACCACUCACUGGGAAUGUGGCAAUGCAUUUAUCUUCAUCAAGACCAGGAUUUGAUUCUAGUACACUCUCUCCUGGUACAUCAUUUCCAAUCAUUAGUACCAAAGUGCACUCUGCUGGGGGAGAAAGGAAAAAUUCAUCAAGCCCCUUUCAACCUGUCAUAGUCAAGCAUGAGUUUCAGCCUUCAGAGACAUCAAAGGGAAUUAAACAAGAAUUCAUUCCAUCUGGCUGUCCACAAACUGACCCCAGCAACACAUUCACUUCAUCUUCAGUGGAACACAGCAAAACAAUCACAGAAACCAAGGGAGGAUUUGGAUUAAGUGAAAUGGGUAGCAGCAGUAAAAGUCCCCUUCCCAGUCAGGGAAUGGAGGAUCAGGAGAAGUCUUACAAGACAGCAGCUAGAGCUCUGACUAGAACACAUCCUACCUUAAUCUCCAGGGGUGGUAGCUCACUAGGCCCAUCCCUCCCUGUUGGUGUGGCUCAUCCAUACCCCAGAGCUUCAGAUGGGGGUUCAGCUUCUAGUCAUGGGAAAGCAUCAGAUUACAAGACGUCUACUGCUGCUUCUUCUGUUACAUCAGGUACUUUACAGAUAAUUGUAAAGGUUCCCCCUUUCUUAAUUCAUUUGAUUUAAAUGGUUUAUACUGAAGAUAUGUUGUUAAUUAGUUUACUAAGGUGAGGGGAAAAAAUAUUUUGGAUAUGUAUUGCAUAGAGGGAGACAGAUAGUGAGAGCAUUUCAGAGUGUGUAGCCCUAACACUCAAUUGGAGGGCCACAAAGACCAAUAUUUGGUUCAAGAUUGAGAAUACAGCCCGCUAUUUUUUUGUUCCUAAUUUGAGUUGAGGCAUUUUACUUCUUGUUGGGAAUUAUGCAUGAGCAUAAAAUUUUGUAGCCCUGCUUGCAUCAUUGUAUAUUGCUCUCAUGUGGGGAAUUCUUUAAUGUACCUGUAUUUCAAGAACUUUGCAGGGAUGGUUAGUCACACAGUGAUGUAGAAUAUUGAAUUCCUUUGCUUAUGCCACUGAAAUGUUCGUCAUUUAGACCUUUGAUCAGAAUCACUGGUGAUUGAAGAGACUUUCAGUUGCCACAUGCAGUCUUUGACUAUCUAUUUUUCAUGUUUACAGUCACCUAUACAAGUACUUCUCCCAGAUCUCAAUCUAGUCCACGCGAUGUACCAUCCGAGCUACCACAACCAGAAAACAAAGCUAAACAACUUCAAACAUUGCAAGUCCCUAUUCCUAUUGGAGAAGUGUCACCAGUGGCAAUGAAGAGAAGUCCAGGACCUGCCAUCCAUUCUGGACUCCCUCAGACUGUCCUCCCAAUCAUUGGCCCAGGAAUAAAAACACAGGGUUCCACCUCAUCCCACCCCAGCAUUCGACCAGGUUUGAUUUCCUUACCCCGCCGUAUUAAUUUCAGUCUCUUUGCAGUUUUAACUCCUUCACUCCUAAGAUCUCAUCAGUAAUUCUCCUUACUGUCUGUCAAAUAAUUCUUAUGGUGUUAGUUUGGAGAAUUUGGUAUUGAAUCAAUGAAUAAUCCCCUAACAUGUGUUUUUCUUUAUUCUCAUUCCUUAUCUGCUUGGGUACCGUAUUUACCCGUGUAUAAUGCGCGCCCGUGUAUAAUACGCACCCUAAUUUUUGACCUCUUUUUUCCGAAAAAAAAAAUUUCAUGACAAAUACCAAGAAUUAGAACUUCCAUUUUUUCACUUAAUUAACAAGAGCUGGGAAUUCAUCAAUAAUAUGUUUACAACAAUUUCUAACUAGUUGCUACUACAAAUAUCGCACGCACCGAGCACCUAUUUACAAGCUUUUUUAUUCAGUAACAGUCAAACGUUUUAUAAAUGUUGUAACUUGAAGUCCUUAUUAAUAUACCUAAAUUCACAACUUGAAUUAUUAUCAUAACAGCCGUUCAUAAACAUUAUUUCUACUCACAGUACUGCUGGUAGCUUGAAUAUAAUUACUGCAUUGCAAUUGCGUGAUUUAAGUAAAAUGUUCAGUGUCUUUAAACAACGAAACCUUCAAAUUCCGACUCACAGUCCGAUUCGAAUAGGUUUCGAUGACUGAAUCCUCAAGUUCAUCAGUGAUCUCAGUUUGAAUUGUAAACCAAUUCAUCUUGUGAUCCAUUCGAAUUGUUUGUGCACCCACACUUCAGAGAGAGGCAGCGAUCAUUUCUGAUGGAAUGCCUUCCCACGCUUGUGAAAUAUACGAACAGAUCAGUUCCUCCGAAGCCUUUUUUUGUCGUCCAGUAAGUUCGUGAAUUCCAUCAGCCAUCCACUCCUUUCGGACUCCAUCUCUAAAUGGUUUGUUCAAAGAUACAUCGAGCGGCUGGAGAAGGGAAGUUCGCGUUUGAAGAAAGUGUUCACAGUAUCUGUCACGUGAGCCUCAAAUGAGUCGUAAAUAAGCAAGCUCUUUCUCCUCCCCAGGCCACCGAUCCGUGCACUUUUACUUUCUUUGUUGCGUUUUUAACGUAUGCAAAUUAGGACGUGCUUGACAAACAAUAGAAUCCGUGUAUAAUACGCACCGCGAUUUUGAUGCUUGUUUUUAUGGAAAAAAAGUGCGCAUUAUACACGGGUAAAUACGGGUAUUACUUUUAACUACAUUAAGUAGUGGGGCCCUGAUUUGGGUAAGCAUGGAGCUGCCUCUGAGCCACUGUUGCUGCCAGGAGUGCUCUGAGCCAUCCAGCUGUGGAUCCCAAUUAUUGGUGAAUUAAUAUCAGCUCCACAGCAGGGAGGUAGACCUCAUUAGUAUAGGUCAACAAACCACCUAAGGGAGUAAACCCUGACAUAUAAUCUAGGAGUGGAGCCCCUUUGAGGCGGUUAGUUGUGCUUUUAGUCAACUAGCUGGCAAACUUCUGUAGUGAAGCUAGUGCCAAACAUACUGCACUGCUUUCCUUUUGACCACAUCGGUAAGGCUGAGAGGGGGAUCCUGACAUCUUGGGCAGCCCAGGAUUUCCAUUUCCAUCUCACGAGAUGGAUGGUUGCCAAUAUAGUCCUGUCUGCUUGACAUUGUUUAGUUAUUUUAAGGAGAAUUUCAUUCUUGGUCACUUACUGGAGUUCAAUCAAACUACGAACACUUACUGUAAAAAUUUCUCUUGAAUCAUGGUAGGAGUGAAGGCUUCAGGAGUGAAUGAGCCAAUGAAAAAUGAAAGAAAAACUGAAGCUGUGCUUAGAGAGCCAUCACCUUAUUCAGUGUCCAAGUCACCCAUACCACGUUCCCUAAGUACUACCAAGCCCUCUCCAGAAGGGAAAAGCCCACAACAGUUAGCUUCUGGUGCUGGAUCACACCUUAAAAUGAUGAGGGCACCUGAUGACAGUAGUCAGGAGGACUCAGAGAUUGUAAUUGUGAAAGAAGACCCUGUUGCAUUUGGUUCUUCGAAAGACAAGAUGCUUUUGACUGAGAAGGAGAGGGGAAGACGUGAUAUCAGGGACUCCGCUACAGAGUUAAAUUUCAGAUCUCAAGAACACUUAUCAGCCGAACAGUUGAGAAAGUAUCAGUAUCAUCAGCAAAUGUUGCACUUUUAUUUGGCAUAUAACUCAGCAGCUCAAGCCCAGCUGCUCUCAAACAUGCCACCAGAACAGCAGAUGCUCUAUCAACAGAUGUUGUUUGAGCAGGAGAAACAGGUGAGUUUUAUUUGCAAACUGUGACCUCUCACGCGAAAACGUUCCUUACGGUUUGCCGUUUUGAAACGGAUAGCCGUUCGUAAGCCGUUCAUCAGCCGUUCGAACGGGAUGGGAUGCCGUCCGAACGGCUUGAGCUAUCCGUUCAAAAACAAUUAGAAGCCGUUCGAACGGCUGGAGCUAUCCGUUCCAAAUAGAUUGGGAGCCGUUCGAACGGCUUGAGCUAUCCGUUCAAAAAAAAUUGGGAGCCGUUCGAACGGCUGGAGCUAUCCGUUCCAAACAACGAAAUGGUUGCAUGACAAUUAUUUUAAAAGAGAACGCAGACUAUUACCGGCUUUUGUUUCUCCCCCGCGAAAACGAAUUUGCUUUACUCUCAAAAGACUUAUUAUUUUCAAAACAGGAUUAGAUUUAUUCUAGGUUUUCUAUCAGUUUUCAGAUCUAAGUAGCGCGUGUCGCGUUUAUCUUAAUUACUGUCAUUUCGUUCGAAUGUUUUUGAUCGGCCGUUCAACCGUUUACUUUGACCUUAUCCGUUGAAAACUUCAGCCGUUCAGCCGGUCGAAAUUUUCCUUCAGCCGUUCAGCCGUUCGACUUCAACCGUUCGAAACUUUUCUGAAGCCGUUCAGCCGUUCGACUUCAACCGUUCGAAAUUUUCCUUUAGCCGUUCAACCGUUCGACUUAAACCGUUCGAAAUUUUCCUUUAUCCGUUCAGCCGUUCGACUUCAACCGUUCGAAAUUUUCCUUUAGCCGUUCAGCCGUUCGACUUCAACCGUUCGAAAUUUUUCUGAAGCCGUUCAGCCGUUCAUGGCAUCCGUUUUAAACGGUUUCUCUAUCCGUUUGUCAUCCGUUCACAUACCGUGCGUUCGACCGUUCGAACGGAUACCGUAAGGAACGUUUUCGCGUAGAGGUUACUAUCUUUUUAAUUGAACCAAAUUCAGUGUUGUACAUGUAGAUUGAUGUGUACAAUAAUAAACUUUGCUAUUUUCAUAUAGGGAAUGCGCAGCAGCAGCAGUUCAGGUCAUACUGAAACAAGAACGUUUGAGAAGAAAGAAACUCAAAAACCAAGUGACAGAACUCAGGAUGAACGAAGAUCAGAUGAGGUGAGCAUUAAGAAAGCAAUGCCUGCAAGGACCUCUCCUGAUGAAAGUGAAUUUCGGCGAUUUCCUGGUAAAAGUGAGAGUUUGCCAUAUCCAUCAUCACAUGGCUCAUCACCCAAGAUGACACAGCACAAGCUGUCUUCUGAUGAACCUCCUGAAAAGAAAAGCAGGGUUGAUGAAGCGUAUGAACGUGAGAGAGAGAUGGAACGUCUGAAGUACGAAAAGGAGGAGGAAUAUCUUCAGAUGCAAAAGCAAAAGCAGCGGAUGUCAAUGUUUAAGUACGUCAAUACUUAUUGUUUCCAGCUGCUUUUGAUAUUACUUUUAAUUUAACUCUUGAACUCUUAAGAGCUACUAGCAUCUGAUUUACUCCUUACAAUAUCACCCCUGAAUAUAUAUUAAGGUCAUGAGAAUAAAGGAAAUGAUCACCAACUAAAUUAUCCUUGUUAGCAACAUAGGAAAUGCACAGGAAAUGCAUAGGAAACAGUAAGGAGAAUAUGUGUCUUGAUGCUAAGGUGUACAAGGUUAAUGGUUUUGUCUUCUCAAAACGUCUUUAAAAAAUUAGUAAAAGAUCCUCUCUGCGAACAGAGAUUCGAGUUCAACUUAACUUAGACCCAUCAAGUGUCCAGCCCCAAGAGGCAGGCAUUGAUUUUGAUGAGUUUUGGUAGCAUGGGAGGGGUGUGUGAUGUUUCUCUUUUUCUCUUGAAUUUCUUGAGUAGAGAACUUUACAACCAUAAGAACAUGGACAAUUGUUUCUAGGCAUUUUGUCACCUUUCUGUCUCUUUGUUCUUUGAAUAAGGAAACUGGAGAAUGAAAUGGGUGGCAGCUUUCACAAGCAACAAAAAACUCCAGAAGGGUCAGAAAGACGUGGAAAUCUUAGUAGAGAGGAGGAAAAAAUGGAAAAUAGGAGUGAAAGUGGAAGGGACAUGGUGAAACACCGUUCUCAGGUUUGAUCAUAUUUCCUUAAAAUUGAUUCGGUUUCUAUGUUUUUAGGUAUUUUUAACUGUUUGUAGUUUCUAAUGGUUUAAACCAUUAAACUCUCUCUUCCAUUUUAGGUAAAUGGCACCACUGAAGAAUUCCAAGGAAAUAUCACCCAGAAUUUGUAAUUAUUUCCUUUAACUCUUCAUCUUUCAGGAGCCAUCAACAAGUACAGCAAAGGAAAUAAACCAUUCUUUUGAGGCAGAAAAUUCUCGCAGUGCCUCCUCCUCAGACCAUGGAUCUUCCCGUAGCCAGGUUAUCAAAUCCCAAUCCCUUUUGGCUCCAAGAUCUCCAAGACCUUCCAGGUCACCUUUACCAGCAGCAAGAUACAAAGAGAACUCCCCCACUUCAGAUGAAAAAAGGGAGAGUGCAAACUCACACUCCACAAACUUUACACCAACUCAGUUUCAGGCAUAUUUGUCACAGUUCAACUUUGACCCAUCGGCAGGUUAGUUUGAAGCACCAUUUAAUAUUUAGACUCUUAAGUUUUUGCAAAGGGAAAGUGAAUGUGCAGUGAAAAUUACCUAAUAAAAUUUUAAGUACUGUAAUGAGAUAACUUUUUUUGCAAUGGAUGUGAUUUAAUCACAACAAAAUGAAAUAAAUCAGGUGUUACUUUCUUGUUCUAAUUGGUUUACAGGACAGUUACCAUACAGUGCUCAUCAGAUGUUAAUCAGCCAACAGCUCCCACUUCCUCCAGGAAUGGUUAUGAGCAUGCCAAUAAGCAGCAAUGGGGAAUCAAGUGCUGUGAUGUCAUCAAGUAGAGAGCGUGACACAAGAAGUCCCUAUCAAGUAGCAGAGAGGGAUCGUUCUUCUACACCCACGCUUCACUCCAGCUCCCAAGCUCGUAUGUCAACCACAGAUACUCAUGAAAGACUGCAAAAACUCAAAGAAAGUACUGAAAAGGAAGCUCGCCAUUCUUCAGUUCCCUCCAAAGAUGACAGAGUCAGAAAUCGUGGCGCAUCAAGUGAGCAAAAGAUAUCGCCAAAGGCUAGCUCCAGGUCAUCUGAUUUUAAAGGGGAGAGCAACACUUUGCAUAAUCACCCAAGCAUAAUUGCAAACAACCUAGCAAUCAGUAGAAUGGCAGGUCAUGUGGAUGUACUCACAGAGGAGGAGAUUAUGAGAAGACAAAGGCUUGCGGCAGACAUGGGCUUCUAUGGUCUCAUUGGGCAGUUUGACCCAGCCUUUGGUGAGUUAAUACCUGCUUUGCCUACAUAAAAAUCGAUGAUACCCUUCUCCCCCCUCUAUCCCUGUGAGACAUUACACCUGUCAUGCCCUGGAUCUAAAUACAUGUAACUCCCUAAUGUGUGUCAUACAUUUCUUACAAUUGCAGCUCUAAGAAGUUGGUGAUAAAUCAAACUACACCCCAUACUCCACAGUUUUCUUUGUUCUCAUUACCUUUAUGCUUAAAAAAAUGUUUUAAUAUGGCGAGGAGAACUUCCCUUUUUUUUCACUCCAGAGAGUAAAAGGGUGAAGUGUUUGUACAUGUCACAUGUGUGUGUUUUUUAAAUUUUUUUAAAUUUUUUGGAACAGUUAAAGGAAACAACUAGGUUUUGUAGCAAGAUUGAGUGAUCAACUAGAGAGAAAAUAACUCACAUCAGGUUUCCUUCUCCUAAUCUCCUCACAGGUUUUCUUUACUUUUUCUCUGUUAGUGACUCAACACAAGAUAUUCAUAUUCACUUGAAUUGCGUUCAGAGCUCUUUCAUGUAUGGCAAACCUAAGAGUCAUUCUUUCAUACACAUGCAAAUAAGCUUUCUCAGCCUCAUUUUUGAAUGGAAAUUCUAUUGAUGUAAAUCAUUCUGUCUUAAGACUGGAAAGAUGAAUCGACAAGGACACUAUAGAAAAAUAAGGUCCACCAUUUGAUGAAGGUGUAUAUGAAUUUCCCUUUUUUGUUUGAAAUUUGUUUUAGCUCCCUCCAUGAUACAGUCAUCUCCACAACACAUGAGCAGAGGCGUGGAACAUUAUAUGACAAAAAGGUACAGUAUCCUGUAG
This is a messenger RNA of Pocillopora meandrina, 13392 nucleotides long. The record is from the annotation of a GenBank genome assembly. NCBI's taxonomy places the organism in Eukaryota, Metazoa, Cnidaria, Anthozoa, Scleractinia, Pocilloporidae.